This is a messenger RNA of Musca vetustissima, 657 nucleotides long. RefSeq names its product protein obstructor-E-like. The record is from RefSeq and is a predicted model, not a curated record. Lineage: Eukaryota; Metazoa; Arthropoda; Insecta; Diptera; Muscidae. The transcript is spliced from 2 exons. Gene Ontology annotation, molecular function: chitin binding. Gene Ontology annotation, cellular component: extracellular region. Bases 1 to 657 code for a protein of 218 amino acids.
AUGUCCCUUGCCAUUUCCGAAUGCCCCGAACCAAAGGGCCGUUUCCCUCAUCCCGAACAAUGUGAUGCCUAUUUCGAAUGUGUGGAUGGAGUGGCCGAAGAGAAACUCUGCCCUGAUGGCCUUGUAUUCAAUCCUCGUGCCAAGGCCCAGGGUGAAUGUACCUACUCACCCUUCUCCACCUGCAAGGAACGUACCCGUCUCCAGCCAGCCAAUGGUACCGAACAAUGCCCCCGUCAAUUUGGUUUCUAUCCUUUGGGUGAUCCCGCCAAAUGUGGUGUUUAUCAUAAUUGUGCCCAUGGUGAAGCUACUCUCACCAAAUGUCCUGAAGGUUUGGCAUUCAAUGUUGAUACGUAUCAAUGUGAUUGGCCCGAUCUAGUUAAGGAUUGUAAUGCUGAGGCCUUUUUGGGUUUCACUUGCCCCCCACCCGAAGAAAAUGAUGGUAGUGUGAAUGUGGAUGUGACACCCGAAGGUGAAUUGCGUUAUUAUCCUCACCCUAACACCUGCAAAAAAUAUUUCGUCUGUGUCAAUGGUCAUCCACGUUUGUACACUUGUGGUCGCUAUUUGGCCUUUAACCCCGAAACGAAAUUGUGCGAUUUCUAUCGUAACAUUCCCGAUUGUUAUGCUCGCUUGAAGGACAAGAAGGAGAGGAGAUCUUAA